AUGAAAACCAAAACACUGAGCUGCAUUCCACAGAACCAUGAAAAGUACAUAUCUUUUUCAAUGGGAAAACUGGAUUUCAUUGAUUCCUUUCAAUUUCUGUCAACAUCUCUAGAAAAACUUGUGAAAAACCUUUCAAAGGAAGGUGUAGAGAAGUUUAAGCACCUUCAUCACUAUAUUGAAAAGCAGCAUCCAGGUCAAAUUAACGAAAAGAUGAAUUUACUCAUGCGCAAAGGGGUGUAUCCCUACGAGUACAUGGAUAGUAUAGAUAAAUUUCGAGAAAAAUGUCUUCCAGAGAGAUCAGCUUUUCAUAGUAGUAUUGAUGAUCAGGAUUUGUCAGAAGCUGAUUUUUAUCAUGCACAGUCUGUUUGGAAAACAUUUGAGAUGUCCGACUUAGGAGACUAUCACGAUCUCUAUAUGGAAACUGACAUCAUUCUUUUAGCCGAUGUAUUUGAAAACUUUAGAAAUCUUUGUCUUCGUAUUUAUGGACUAGACCCAGCACAUUUUUACACUGCCCCGGGACUGGCAUGGCAAGCGGCUCUAAAAAUGACAGACGUUCAUUUAGAACUUUUUACAGACCCUGACAUGCAUCUAUUCAUUGAAAGGGGUCUGAGGGGAGGCAUUUCUAUGAUAUCACAAAGAUACGCCAAAGCUAACAAUCCAUAUGUAGAAGAUUACAAUCAUAGCCAACCAAACAAUUACCUCAUGUAUCUAGAUGCAAACAACUUAUAUGGAUGGUCAAUGAGUCAAGCUCUUACAUCACACGGAUUCCGAUGGCUUUCCAAGGAGGAAAUAAAUUCUUUUGAUAUUCAAAAUAUCAGUGAAGAUUUUAAAGAAGGCUACAUUUUAUCAGUGGAUCUUGAUUAUCCAGCAGAAUUACAUGACCUUCACAGUGAUUAUCCGUUAGCACCAGAACCAUUUGAAGUGAAACCAAAUAUGCUAUCAUCCUACCAGAAAGAACUACUCAAAGAGCUGAAUCUUCUUGAAACAUCAACUCGAAAAUUAGUUCCGAAUCUCCACAACAAAACCGAUUACGUAAUUCACUAUAGGAAUUUGCAGCUAUACUUAUCACUCGGUAUGAAGGUCACUAAAGUUCAUCAAGUGCUUGCGUUUCAACAGGAGCCAUGGUUGAAAAAGUACAUUGACUUUAAUACAAACAUGCGAAAAGCAGCUAAGAAUGACUUUGAAAAAGACUUCUACAAAUUAAUGAAUAACAGUGUGUUUGGAAAGACAAUGGAAAAUCUCAGAAAACGAGUAGAUAUUCAGCUUAUUCACCGGGAGCAAAGGCUUCUUAAGGUUACAGCAAAACCAGGGUUCAAAUCAUUUAAGAUAUUCAACAAAGAUCUGGCAUCGGUGGAACUUACAAAACAGAAUCUUGUCUUGAAUUGCCCUAUAUACGUUGGAUUUUCCAUAUUAGAAAUGUCAAAGGUACUGAUGUAUCAUUUCCACUACAACAAUGUCAAAUACACAUAUGGAGGAAAUGAAGAGUUACUGUUCACAGACACAGAUUCCUUAUGUUACAAUAUAUUUACGGAAGACUUGUACAAGGAUCUGGAGAAAGUAAAGCACCAUUUUGAUUUCAGCGAUUACCCAAGUGAUCAUUUUCUAUAUGAUGACACCAACAAAAAGGUCUUGGGUAAAAUGAAAGAUGAAACCAUGUCAGAGCCUAUGACAGAAUUUGUAGGUUUGAGACCAAAAAUGUAUAGUCUUACCUAUGGACCAACAGCUAAAGGUGUCAGCAAAUCGGUGAUUAUGCGCCAUUCGUCGUACAAAGAAUGUUUAUUUCAAAGAGAAUCUCACAUGGAAACCAUGAUUACAUUUAGAUCAGAAAAACAUCAGAUACAUACCAUUGCCUUGAACAAAACAUCUCUUUCCCCCUUUGAUGACAAACGUUAUAUAUUGAACGAUGGAAUUCACACAUUAGCUCAUGGACAUUGGAGAAUUUCCCAUAAUGCAAUGACUUUGAGUAUUUAA
Molecule: messenger RNA, 1971 nt
Organism: Saccostrea echinata
Lineage: Eukaryota; Metazoa; Mollusca; Bivalvia; Ostreida; Ostreidae
Exons: 1
Coding region: 1-1971 (656 amino acids)
Source: RefSeq, a predicted model, not a curated record